Ochotona princeps (American pika) is the source of this 951-nucleotide messenger RNA. RefSeq names its product olfactory receptor 9S13-like. Gene Ontology annotation, molecular function: G protein-coupled receptor activity; olfactory receptor activity; odorant binding. Gene Ontology annotation, cellular component: membrane. The transcript has a single exon. The coding region runs from base 1 to 951 and encodes 316 amino acids. The record is from RefSeq and is a predicted model, not a curated record. NCBI's taxonomy places the organism in Eukaryota, Metazoa, Chordata, Mammalia, Lagomorpha, Ochotonidae. Gene Ontology annotation, biological process: sensory perception of smell; G protein-coupled receptor signaling pathway.
AUGGGCAACCUGACCCGAGGCUCCGGGUUUGUCCUCCUGGGGUUCGCAGGGGGCCCAGGGGUGCAGGCUACGCUCUUCCUACUCUUUCUGGGGCUGUAUGCGGUAGCCGUGGUGGGGAAUCUGGGCAUGGUGGUGCUCAUCGGGGCAGACGCAGGCCUGCACACGCCCAUGUACGCCCUGCUGCGAAGCCUGUCCUUGCUGGACGCCUGCUACUCUUCCACCAUCGCACCCAGGGCGCUGCGCGACUGUGUGCACCGGGACCGGGCUGUGCCCUUUGCGGCCUGCGCCACCCAGUUCUUCUUUCUGUCUCUCUUUGGGACCACGGAGGCCUUCCUGCUGGCUGCCAUGGCCUACGACCGCUUCCAGGCCAUCUGCAGCCCUCUUCGGUACUCGGCCAGCAUGUCGCCCCAGCUCUGUGCGCGCCUGGUGUCGGGGUCCUGGCUGUGUGGAAGCCUGAACGCGGCCACACAGACAGCUAUGACCUUCUCGCUGCCCUUCUGCGGCUCUCGCGAGCUCAACGCCUUCUUCUGCGAUGUGACCCCGCUACUGCCUCUUGCGUGCUCUGACACCGUGGUCAACCAGCUGGUCCUGCUCGGGCUGUGCGGCGCCAUCAUUGUCGGCACCUUUGGCGUGGUGCUGGCCUCCUACGCCUCCAUCCUCCGCGCCGUGCUUCGCAUCCGCACAUGGCAGGGCCGCCGCAAGGCUUUCUCCACCUGCGCCUCGCACCUGGUGGCGGUGGGCUUGUUCUUUGGCUCGGUGUUCUUCAUGUAUGCACAGCCUGGUGCCGCCACAUCCAUGGAGCGCAGUAAGGUGGUGUCGGUGUUCUACACCGUGGUCAUCCCGGCGCUCAAUCCUCUCAUCUAUGGCCUCCGGAACCGCGACGUGCAACGUGCCCUGCGCAGGACUGGCCGCAAACUCUCUGGGCUGCUGUCGCGGGCAAGGGCUGCCUAA